This is a messenger RNA of Echinops telfairi (small Madagascar hedgehog), 2434 nucleotides long. RefSeq names its product deltex E3 ubiquitin ligase 2 (gene DTX2). Gene Ontology annotation, cellular component: nucleoplasm. The coding region runs from base 239 to 1999 and encodes 586 amino acids. Gene Ontology annotation, biological process: protein ubiquitination; Notch signaling pathway. Lineage: Eukaryota; Metazoa; Chordata; Mammalia; Afrosoricida; Tenrecidae. The record is from RefSeq and is a predicted model, not a curated record. The transcript is spliced from 9 exons. Gene Ontology annotation, molecular function: zinc ion binding; ubiquitin protein ligase activity.
GAGUCAGCAAGCCUUUUCAGAGUCGCCUGGGUUUUUGUUGUUCUUGUUUUCUAUCAAGAUGGGAACCCAAACAAGCUAUUCCUGCUAAAGAUCUGGCACCUCCAUCAAGGAAGGAACAGGCUGUGCCAGCUCUCCAGGGAGAAGAGGUCUGCGUGAGACACUGGGCAAUGAACCUGAGGCUCCAGCCCAGAGUAGUCUGAAGCUGCGUGGGCAAGCAGAGGACGUCCGGGGAGGAAAGAUGGCCAUGCCCCCAAGCUCUUCCCUGGCUCAGGUGUACACCAGCCCCGUGGCAGUAGCCGUGUGGGAAUGGCAGGAUGAGCUGGGCACCUGGCACCCCUAUAGCGCCCUGGUUUGCAGCUACAUUGAACAGCAGUUUGUCCAGCAGAAGGGCCAGCGCUUCGGGCUGGGGAGCUUGGGCCACAGCAUCCCCUUAGGCCAAGCUGACCCCUCGCUGGCCCCUUACAUCAUUGACCUGCCCAGCUGGACCCAGUUCCGCCAGGACACUGGCACCAUGCGGGCUGUGCGGAGGCACCUGUUCCCUCAGCAGUCAGCAGCAGGCCGGGGCAUCGUCUGGGAAUGGCUGAGUGACGAUGGCUCCUGGACAGCCUAUGAAGCCAGCGUCUGUGAUUACUUGGAACAGCAGCUGGCCCAGGGCAACCAGCUGGUGGACUUGGCCCCCGUGGGCUACAACUACACCGUCAACUACGCCACCCACACACAGACCAACAAGACUUCGAACUUCUGCCGUGGCGUGCGGCGCCAGGCAGGACCCCCUUACCCAGUGACCAGCGUCAUCGCCCCACUGGGCCACACAGGCAUCGCCUGCUCUUGCCACCAGUGCCUCAACGCCAGUGGAACUGGCCCCGUCUCAGGCCGCUACCGCCACUCCAUGACCAACCUCCCCGCGUACCCGGUCCCCCAGCCCUCCCACAGGACCGCUGUUGUUUUUGGGGCACACCAGACCUUUGCGCCAUACAACAAGCCCUCACUCUCUGGGGCCCGAUCGGCACCCAGGCUGAACACUACCAACCCCUGGGCCGGGACACCUCCCUCGCUGGGGAACCAGCUCCUCUACCGCUCCAGCCUCUCUCACCUGGCCCUGCAGCACCUGCCCCCAGCCCCCACCACCUCUAGUGGAGCCAGAGGCAUGACGAGUAUUCUGAUGUCAGCCAUUGGACUCCCUGUGUGUCUUAGCCGCGCACCCCAGCCCGCCAGUCCUCCCGCCUCCCGUCUGACCUCUAAAAGCCACAGCUCAGUUAAGAGAUUGAGGAAAAUGUCCAUGAAAGGAGGGCCCCCAAAGCCAGAACCGGAGCAGGUGAUAAAGCACUACACCGAGGAGCUGAAGCCUCCCCCAGAUGAGGACUGCAUCAUCUGCAUGGAGAAGCUCUCUGUGGCAUCCGGCUAUGGCGAUGUGACUGACAGCAAGAACAUCGGACCCGUGGCUGUGGGCCGCCUCACCAAGUGCAGCCAUGCCUUCCACCGGCUCUGCCUCCUGGCCAUGUACUGCAAUGGAAACCAGGAUGGGAGUUUGCAGUGUCCUUCCUGCAAAACAAUCUACGGAGAGAAAACAGGGACCCAGCCCCGCGGGAAGAUGGAGGUGUUCCGCUUCCAGGUGUCUCUCCCCGGCCACGAAGAUUGUGGGACAAUACUGAUAGUUUACAACAUUCCUCAUGGCAUCCAGGGCCCUGAGCACCCCAACCCUGGAAAGCCGUUCACUGCCAGGGGUUUCCCCCGCCAGUGCUACCUUCCUGACAGCGCCCAGGGCCGCAAGGUUCUGGAGCUCCUGAAGGUGGCCUGGAAGAGGCGGCUAAUCUUCACUGUGGGGACGUCUAGCACCACGGGCGAGACGGACACUGUGGUCUGGAACGAGAUCCACCACAAGACGGAGAUGGACCGCAACAUGACAGGCCACGGCUACCCCGACCCCAACUACUUGCAGAACGUGCUAGCUGAGCUGGCUGCCCAGGGCGUGACCGAGGACUGUCUGGAGCAGCAGUGACCACCAACCUGACCUGCCCUGCCCCGCAUUGCCCCGCCAGGCUUCCUCCAACGGCCACCCACUCCCCCACCGCCGUCUGGGAUAGCGGGCAGGAAGGUGCCUUCCCGAGAGGCUGGGGUGUGAGUUCUGGUACUGGGUGUGCCCCUAGAUGCCUGGCUGCACCUGUGUGUCAGUCUCCUCUCCUCGCCCACCCCCCACCCCCCCAAAGCAGGAGUCUGUGUGGGAAUCGGGCAACCCUGAGGAGUUCUACUUGAAGCCAGGGCAUAAGAUGCAGCUACCUCACUGCAUGGGGCCCUUCUGCUUUGGGCCCCUAGUGCCUGGGACCUGGCAGAGGGUAAAGGGAGAUUGUCCCAUCUCCCUCAGUGUGGGCAGGGCGUCUGGGUCAGCUUCUCAUACCUCAUAUUUUCUGUUUGCAAUAAAUGCCCAAUAGCCAAA